AUGGCCGCCGCCUUUGACGACGAGGAUCUCUCCGUCUCGCUUGCGUCAGUGCCUCCCAAUCCGAAUACUAGACAGCAACGAGAUCAAUCGACGGCCGAUGCAAUGUCCGACUCGAAUCCCGCAGCGAUGGCAAUGCCGCCUCCCCCGCGGCCAAACAAUAAUGGUCAUAAUGGACAUCACAACGCCGGUAGCCGCGGCUCGUCAGCGUCAGUGCAGUCACCGGCGACACGCCGAGAUAUGCAACGGUUAGAUCAAUACAAGACCAUUAAAGUGUUGGGAGAGGGUUCAUUCGGCAAAGUCAAAUUGGCGAUUCAUCAGCCUAGCGGACGGCAGGUUGCGUUGAAGAUUAUUCCUCGGCGAAAGUUGUUGUCGAGGGAUAUGGUUGGACGGGUUGAGCGUGAGAUUCAGUAUUUGCAGUUACUUCGGCAUCCACAUAUUAUCAAGCUAUACACCGUCAUUCCCACAAAGUCUGAUAUUGUGAUGGUUUUGGAAUACGCCGAGAGAGAGUUGUUUGACUACCUGGUCAAACGAGGCAGGUGUAACGACGAUGAAGCACGCAAGUUCUUCCAACAAAUCAUUUGUGCGGUCGAGUAUUGCCAUCGCCACAAGAUCGUCCAUCGAGACCUGAAACCCGAAAACUUGUUGAUUGAUAGCGAGAAAAACGUGAAGAUUGCAGAUUUCGGUCUGAGCAAUAUCAUGACGGACGGAAACUUUUUGAAAACCAGCUGCGGAAGUCCUAACUACGCCGCACCAGAAGUUAUUUCAGGAAAAUUAUAUGCCGGACCCGAAGUGGACGUGUGGAGUUGCGGAGUUAUAUUAUAUGUUCUUCUUGUCGGCCGUUUACCAUUUGACGAUGACUAUAUUCCAGCGUUAUUCAAGAAGAUCGCCGCCGGAAACUUCCAUAUGCCUUCGUAUAUCUCGCCGGGAGCUGCCAGGCUCAUUCGAGCCAUGCUGCAGGUCCAUCCAGUCCACCGAAUCAGUAUCGCUGAGAUCCGACAAGACCCGUGGUUUCUCGACGGUCUCCCCAAAUAUCUUCAACUACCCCCGGAAGAGUUUAUUACUACAGGCGCCGAUCCGAAUAAGGCGGUCGACCGUCGCAAAUUUGCACCGGGCAAGUCCACUUCGGUGCAGCAGAAGAUACACGAUUUUGCCAUCACGAAACUGGAGCACAGCAUGGGUUACAAGAAGGAGGAAAUUGAAGAUGCUCUGCGAAAGGCCGAACCUAGUGCCGUCAAAGAUGCAUUCUUUAUUAUUGCAGAGAACGAACUGAUGCAGACAAACUCUCCUCGAGAAGACUCCCUCGACAUGUCCUCUCCCCCAGCUCCUUUAUCUCCCAUGGCGAAUGACAGCAGUGGCUACAGCUCUGUACGAGCCCCGAAAACAGCAGCGGCAGCCCUUCGUCAAGAAAACGCACUUACACCGUUGACACCACACUCACGGGAAGCAACACCACCACCAGCUCCUCCUCCAGCUAAUUGGGGGGCCAUGGCAUUAGAAGAAGAGCCUCGCGUAAGCCAUGUGCGCAUUCUUCCUACGAGCCUUCCAUAUGUCCACGACCAGAUCAUGGAGCAACGGGAUGGUAUCCGAGAACGCGCUAGAAGACAGAGGGCGGACGCCGAACAAAGGGCUGGUCAUUAUGAAGAUCGUACCUUGGAACAGCAGGCUGCAACCUUCAGGGCUCUCAAACCGCAUGCUCGUAGCGUUGUUGAUCUCGAUAAGCUUCGGUUAGAACCGCCAGAGAAGUUUCAUGCGGCGCCUAUGCCAUCGAAGCGGUCCAGGAAAUGGCAGUUUGGUAUUCGGUCACGUAAUCAGCCGUAUGAAGCCAUGCUUUGUCUAUAUAAAGCCAUCGAGGCGAUAGGCGGUGUCUGGGAAAUCAUACCAGCAGAGCCAGAGGGCGACGCACCAUUAGAGGACCUUGAUCCUAACGAGCCAAUGCCACUGCAACGCAAAUACCCCGAUCUACCGUCAGACUACUACAUCCCCAAAGAUCCUUGGUUUAUUCGUGCACGACUGUUGAAAGAAGGCGUCACAGCUCCCGGCGUAUCCCUCAGCGCCCACAGCAGCCGCAGUGACCUGGGUGAUCUCCGCCGCAAAGUAAACCUAAUGAACGCCUCCAUCAGUGCCGAAGACAAAGCCGCAAUCGCCGCCGCAGUCCAAGCCAACGCUGAGAGCAGCGGCGGUGCGGGUGGUAGUAACGCUACAAGCGGACCUUCCUCCCUCGAACAAGUCCAAUCAAUGCGCAUCUCGUACGGAGUAUGGUGCUUUAUCGAUAUCCAACUAUAUCAACUCGAAGCCACGAAUUACAUGGUCGACUUCAAAUGCGAUGGAUAUCAGAACGUGGUUCGUGCAGAUAUAGAUGGUGAAUGGCGCCCCGUUAGCAAACGUAUCCGAAAUAAGGAGAAGGAAGUCACGAGUCCGUAUCCUUAUUUGGACGUUGCGUCGGAUUUGGUUGCGCAGCUGGCGAUUGCCAGUUAA
Molecule: messenger RNA, 2475 nt
Organism: Talaromyces marneffei
Lineage: Eukaryota; Fungi; Ascomycota; Eurotiomycetes; Eurotiales; Trichocomaceae
Exons: 4
Coding region: 1-2475 (824 amino acids)
Biological process (GO): protein phosphorylation; intracellular signal transduction
Cellular component (GO): cytoplasm
Molecular function (GO): protein serine/threonine kinase activity; ATP binding
Source: RefSeq, a predicted model, not a curated record